AUUGUUUGCCAUUUCCAGUUUCCAGUAAUGGGAACGAUUACUUGAUCUAGCCAGUUUCAGUUGAAGAUCUGGGAAGACUUACAAAUUUUAAUGGCAAAAUUUUAUCCGUUUCCAUAAAACAACAGAAAAAAAACCAUAACCUGUUUUUGGUACCUGAAGGCAUCACCUCUGAUAAUGAAUAUUGUUUUAUUUUGGAAUUAAGUGUCUGUUCUUCAGGAACGAGAUGUAUCUUGCUCUUCUGGUGAUUUUCUUGCAGUGUUCAGAACUUUACACUCAGGAGAGAGUUUUUACUUUCAACAGAGUUGAAAUCAAGGUUCAGCCAUCUGUCAAAGUAAAGAAUGGAGCUCCUAUGUCAAUUGUCUGCCAUGCUGAUAUUAGCAAAAGUACCGAUUUCCAGCUGAAGCAUAACUUUACAAUUUUUAAGGAUGGCAAGCUUGUGUUCAUGACCGUAUCAGACAAAGGAGAUGCACAAUAUGAAAUACCUGUGGCUAGAUCUUCAGAUACAGGAGACUAUGAAUGUACUGUGGAAGCAGAUGGAAAGGCAAAAUCUAGUAACUCCUUACACGUUUGGGUAACAGGAAUGACUAAGCCAAUCCUGACUGCUGAGAAAAAAGAAGUUUUAGAGGGUGAAGUUGUGAAAUUACGUUGUGAGCUGCCAGAAGAAGUACCUCCUUUAUAUUUCUUUUUCCGGAAGAUAAAGAUGAAUUCAACACCUAAAGAAAAAUUUGUAUUUGAACCACACAGAAAUUUUUCUGUAAUGGAAUUUUCUGUUGAAGAAGAUGAUAACAUUUUACAAUUUGAUUGCUUUGGUCGGAGAAAUGUAAAACUCGAAUUUGAAAGCUCAAAACACAGCAACACAACACUUGUUACAGUCAGGGAACCAUUUAUAAAGCCUACUCUGAAUGCCAAGCCCUCAAGUAAUAUUACAGAAGGAGACAGAAUACAGUUUGAAUGCUCAACUGUGGUAGCCCAAAUGCGUGACAUUGAAAUCAUACUCCAGAAAAACAAAACAAUACUGAGCAGUGUACGAGAUGAGAAACUUUUGAAAUACUCUGCAGUAGCUGCUCUAGAGGACAGUGGUGAAUACCUGUGUAAGGUGGAGCAAGGGAGAACAUCUAAAACCACCAAACUGAAUGUUAUUGUGUCAGAGUUAUUCCCCAAGCCAAUAUUGGCUGCUUCUAUGAGUAAGCUGGAUGAAAAUAAAGAAUUAACUUUGAAUUGCAGCAUUAGUGGUUUUCAGAAAGCUAACUUCUCUAUAUUGCGGAAAAAUUCAAAUGGAGACAUCUGCUUGAAAAAUUCUAGAAACUUAACAAUAAUAGUGAAUGUGAAUGACACUGGAUCCUAUAUCUGUAAAGCUGAAGUAAAAGGAAUAGUCAAGGAGAGCAAACCUGUAAGGAUAAAUGUUUAUGCUCCAGUCUCCAAGCCAACUCUUUCCGUUGUCAGUGGUUUACCGGAGGUGGUAUUAGGGAAGCCUCUACAGUUAAUCUGUCGUUCAGUGAUGGGAACACCGCCAAUAACAUUCACAUUCUAUAAAGGAAAUGAAGUUAAGAAAAUAGUAAUUAAUGAUACAUAUGCUACGUUCUUGGAUGAAAAUAUUAAACAAAAUGACAAAAGAGGAUACAAAUGUGAUGCUAGAAAUAAUCACUCCAGUGGUAUGAAAACUAGCAAUAUUCUAAACAUCACAGUAAUAGUAGCCCUUGGGAAUGCCAGCUUGGGCAGUAUUCCAUAUGGAGAAGUGGAAGAUGGCAGUGAGACUGUUUUUCUCUGCUCUGUGAAAGAAGGAUCUUGGCCAAUCCGCUUCAGGAUUUUUAGAAAAACUGAUCGUGAAGUUCUUCUAUUUGAAAAAAAUGAAAAUGCAGACAGAGUCGUGUGGCGCAAGGAAGCAAUGAACAGGCAGGACACGGGGACAUAUUACUGCGUGGCUUCUAAUCGAGCUAACGUGGAUGUGAAAAGCCAUCCAAUAAGCAUCAGUGUCAUCUUAGCGGCUUGGCAGAAAGGAGUCAUUGCUGCAUUUGUCCUAAUACUUAUCGCAGGAGCAGCAACUCUCGCUUUAUGGUGGUUUUUGUGUAAGAAGAAAAAGGCUAAAGGACCAUCCAUGGAGAUGUCUGGUUCUGCCUUGGCUACAAACUUGACAAGUGAAAAACUGACAAGACAGCACAAUGAUGGAGACUACUAUUCAGGAUCAGGUUACAUUGAAGACAGUGAAAAUCACAUGAAAUCAACAGAUGAGAAUAAAGGACCUGACCUUGAGAGUGCUGAGGUGGAGUACACUGAAGUUGAAGUAUCAACGCUUGAUCCUCACAGAGCUCCUGUACAGAAGGGGACUGAAACAGUUUAUAGUGAAAUCAGAAAAGCUAAUAAUGAUUCUGUGGAAAACAGGCAUUCUAGAAUACAAGGGCAUCCUGAUGCUACUUAGAACAGUGAUCUCAAACAUCAGCUGGGAGAAGAAAACAAGCCAAGAUGGAAGAUGUUGCAAAUGUUUCAAAAGCUCUGCAGCACUUAUUUAUGAGUUUGCCAGGCUCUUCUUUUCAAAGUUUAUUUCCUCAGGGGGAACAAUAGAGAUGUUCCUAAAGCAUUUAAUGGAAAAAAUUACAAAUAAAAAUUCUCAUAGGAAAGUGGCUCUAGAAACCACUGACCUAGGUUCCCAUCUUUAAUUUCUCCUGCUAAUGCAAUUUUGCCUUUCUAGCCUCCAAUUCAUCAUGCUCUGAGGAAAUAAAAGGGGAAGCUACAGCUGAGGAAGUACAUUUCCACAGUGCAGUAACUACUGUGAUGCUAGUAGGAUGUAGAAAUAUCUAAGCUUGCUUUAAACUAGCUAACUUGGUCAUCAAUCGGUAACACUCUACUGCGGCAGAUCAGAGCUCAGCACAGCUUGGCCAGCCAUGUAUGGACUUUGACAUGAUCUUGCAGCUUGCGCUGAACUCCCUGUGCUGCAGCAGCUGGACUGCUAC
Nipponia nippon (crested ibis) is the source of this 2948-nucleotide messenger RNA. The record is from RefSeq and is a predicted model, not a curated record. Lineage: Eukaryota; Metazoa; Chordata; Aves; Pelecaniformes; Threskiornithidae.